ACCGCAUCUUCAUUCACCAAAGGAGCUCCCCAGCAUCCUCACCCAGCACUCUCGCCCCUGCUGGCCGACUGAUUUCUGCGCGCGACGAUAGCCAUGGCCACCGUCAAGGAGCAGAUUGGCGAGGUGCUCCUGGGCACGACUCAGGAGCCCCAAUUGUCGCAGCAGACGCGAGCCGCCUUCUUGGAGCACGCCGUCAAGGACGAGGAGACCGGCGAGCUCUACUUGGGCGAGAAUGAGUUUAUCAACGCCGUGGCUCCCGAGACAGAAGACUACCACAAGAUCAAACGCUCGCAGUACAGCAUUCUCUUCCAAGUCGCAGACCGCAAGCGGACAGGUAGAGUGACGCUGCAGGACUGGAGCAACUUCGACAACCUCCUCGCGAAGCCCGACGCCGAGUAUGAAAUCGCGUUUCGGCUUUUUGACACCGAUGGCACCGGCCUGGUCAAUUUCGACAACUUCCAGAAAGUCUACAAUGCGAGCAAGGGCGCCGACAGUCUGCCCUUUGACUGGAACUCGGAGUGGGCGUCCCUGUACAUUGGCGCAAAGGACAAGCGGCACACAAUGACCUACCCCCAGUUCUCGCAAAUGCUGCGAGGACUCCAAGGCGAGCGCGUGCGACAAGCUUUCCUGCACUUCGACAAGAACAGGGAUGGAUACAUAGAGCCCGAAGACUUCCAGAGGAUAAUAUCAGCAACCGCUAGCCACAAGCUGUCAGAUCACCUUCUCGAAAACUUACACACCCUCUGCAACAUUUCCGCCGGCAGCAAGAUAUCGUAUGCGAAUGUCCGUGCCUUCCAGAAUAUGAUCACGCAGAUGGAUAUGGUUGAGUUGAUCAUCCGGAAUGCGACCAACAAGAGCUCAGACGGGAAGAUUACGCGGACGGACUUCCUGAACGAGGCGGCCCGAAUAAGUCGGUUCAACCUCUAUACGCCAAUGGAGGCCGACAUUCUUUUCCAUUUCGCUGGCCUGGAUGAGCCUUCGGGGAGACUUGGGUUGAAGGACUUUGCUCGGGUCCUGGAUCCUUCAUGGAACACGGCCUUUGGCUUUGGCGCGGGAGCAGCAGGCGCCCUGAACGAUGUGGGCGCGAAGGCCUUCUCGACAACACAAUCGAUCCUGCACAAUGUCCUGGAAGCCGUUCAUCAUUUUGGGUUGGGAAGUUUGGCUGGUGCGUUUGGUGCGUUCAUGGUGUAUCCCAUCGAUUUGGUCAAGACGCGGAUGCAGAAUCAGAGAGCGUCAAGAGUCGGAGAGAUGCUGUACAAGAACUCGCUGGAUUGCGCCAAGAAGGUGGUUAAGAAUGAGGGUGUCAAGGGCUUGUACUCGGGCGUGUUCCCGCAACUCAUCGGCGUGGCCCCAGAAAAAGCUAUCAAGCUGACAGUGAACGACUUGGUACGAGGCAAGUUCACAAACCCAGAGAACGGGGACAUCAAGUUUUGGGCAGAGAUGCUAGCAGGUGGAUCUGCUGGCGGUUGCCAAGUGAUAUUUACCAACCCUCUCGAGAUCGUGAAGAUCAGAUUACAGGUCCAGGGUGAGGUUUCAAAGACGGUUGAGGGCGUGCCCAAGCGAUCGGCAAUAUGGAUCAUCAAGAACCUGGGCCUGGUGGGCCUCUACAAGGGCGCGGGUGCUUGUUUACUACGCGACGUUCCAUUUUCUGCCAUAUACUUCCCUUCAUACGCACACAUUAAGAGAGAUUGGAUGGGCGAGACGCCGCAAAAAUCACUAGGCAUCGUCCAGAUGCUGACUGCCGGUGCCAUCGCCGGUAUGCCGGCCGCAUACUUGACGACGCCGUGCGAUGUCAUCAAAACGCGGCUGCAAGUGGAAGCGCGCGCCGGCGAGACGAGCUACACAGGCCUGCGGCAUGCGGCGUCGACAAUCUGGAAGGAGGAGGGCUUCAAGGCCUUCUUCAAGGGCGGGCCGGCGCGCAUCCUGCGAUCGUCGCCGCAGUUUGGCUUCACGCUGGCGGCAUACGAGCUGCUGCAGCGAACAUUCCCGAUGCCCGGGCACAGCCACGAGGGGCCUGGCGGGCACGUCGAGCCCGGGGUGGGCCUGACGGAAGCCAAGGCGCCGCUGCCGUACCUCCGCAGCAGGAACGCGCUCAAGAUCAUCCUCGACCUGGACGAGAACUUUGGCAAGCCCAAGCUGCCGCAGGGCAAAGGCUGGAGCGGGAUGCCGGGGUUCGGCGGGAAGGGCGUGGUGUGACGAGGUGCUGCGGCGAAGCAGAUGCAGCAUGCGGGAGGGUCUUGGGUAAAAUGGGAUUGGGCACGGGUCCGUCUUCAGAAUCGCAUCCGGCGGGCGCAUUGUUGCUUUAUCAGCCAGUCAGGGCGCGGUUCGUCAGAGGCCGUGGGGUGGUGGCUCUCUGCACAGGCUCAGAAUAGACUAGACGGCCGGAGUGUACGAUAGACAUGGCAGGUCGGCGUCGCAGCAGAGUGAGGCGGCGCGGGCGGGCGCGGACACGACCUGGCGGGCGCUCGUCGUGGUGUACGGCGUGUAGAUACAGCAUGCUCGGUCUCCAAUUUAGAGUCACAAAGCGUGGUUCCGUCUCUUUCUUGCGGCUUGCACGGCGGCACGGCUGCACGGGCGACGGCGGGGAAAGCUCGUGCUGUGGCCGCCGGCAUGCCGGUUUGAUAGCACGUCUCCGGCUCGCCGCCAGAUCCCUG
Molecule: messenger RNA, 2654 nt
Organism: Mytilinidion resinicola
Lineage: Eukaryota; Fungi; Ascomycota; Dothideomycetes; Mytilinidiales; Mytilinidiaceae
Product: calcium-binding mitochondrial carrier protein-like protein Aralar1
Exons: 4
Coding region: 94-2196 (700 amino acids)
Biological process (GO): aspartate transmembrane transport; L-glutamate transmembrane transport; malate-aspartate shuttle
Molecular function (GO): calcium ion binding; L-glutamate transmembrane transporter activity; L-aspartate transmembrane transporter activity
Source: RefSeq, a predicted model, not a curated record